Molecule: messenger RNA, 2854 nt
Organism: Mesoplodon densirostris (Blainville's beaked whale)
Lineage: Eukaryota; Metazoa; Chordata; Mammalia; Artiodactyla; Ziphiidae
Gene: AIDA
Product: axin interactor, dorsalization associated
Exons: 10
Coding region: 173-1093 (306 amino acids)
Biological process (GO): determination of ventral identity
Cellular component (GO): membrane
Molecular function (GO): phosphatidylinositol binding
Source: RefSeq, a predicted model, not a curated record
AAGUUUGGCUGUGGCGGCAAAUGGGCUUGGGCGGCUCCUUGGCGGGUGGUGGCGGUGGCCGUAGCGGUUCCUCUUGGCCCUGUUAAUGUCGGGGCCAGGCCCGGGGAGGAUGGCGCCCUAGAGCCCGGCCUUGCUGGGGUAGGGGCGGGAGGGGACGGGGUGGGGACCGGCCAUGUCGGAGGUGACCCGAAGUCUGCUGCAGCGCUGGGGCGCCAGUUUUAGGAGAGGCGCCGACUUCGACUCUUGGGGCCAGCUGGUGGAGGCGAUAGACGAGUAUCAGAUAUUAGCAAGACAUCUACAAAAAGAGGCCCAAGCUCAACACAAUAAUUCUGAGUUCACAGAAGAACAAAAGAAAACCAUAGGCAAAAUUGCAACAUGCUUGGAAUUACGAAGUGCAGCUUUACAGUCCACACAGUCCCAAGAAGAAUUUAAACUGGAGGAUCUGAAGAAGCUAGAACCAAUCCUAAAGAAUAUUCUUACAUAUAAUAAAGAAUUCCCAUUCGAUGUUCAGCCUGUCCCCUUAAGAAGGAUUUUAGCACCUGGUGAAGAAGAAAAUUUGGAAUUUGAAGAAGAUGAAGAAGAGGGUGGUGCUGGAGCAGGGUCUCCUGAUGCCUUCCCUGCUAGAGUUCCCGGUACUUUAUUACCAAGGUUGCCAUCAGAACCAGGAAUGACAUUACUCACUAUCAGAAUUGAGAAAAUUGGCCUGAAAGAUGCUGGGCAAUGCAUUGAUCCGUAUAUCACAGUUAGUGUAAAAGAUCUGAAUGGCAUAGAUUUAACUCCUGUGCAGGAUACUCCCGUGGCUUCAAGAAAAGAAGAUACGUAUGUUCAUUUUAAUGUGGACAUUGAGCUCCAGAAGCAUGUUGAAAAAUUAACCAAAGGUGCAGCUAUUUUCUUUGAAUUCAAACACUACAAGCCUAAGAAAAGGUUUACCAGCACCAAGUGUUUUGCUUUCAUGGAGAUGGAUGAAAUUAAACCUGGGCCAAUUGUAAUAGAACUAUACAAGAAACCCACUGACUUUAAAAGAAAGAAAUUGCAAUUAUUGACCAAGAAACCACUUUAUCUUCAUCUGCAUCAAACUUUGCACAAGGAAUGAUCCUGACAUGAAUACCCUGGAACUUCUGUGAAUCUUAGCACUCAGUAGAAACCAUCCUAGCUCUGUGUAGCACAUUCGCCCUUCAACAGGCAGGAAGCGAGCCGUACCCAGGCCAGCAGGCCAGAGUGAGUCCAUUACAAAGCUGUAGCACAGAAUUCAAAGUCCAGCACGUCACUGAUGUACAAGACUCCUUUGGAUACAGGCUUAUUGUAGAUCUUGAAACGUUUUCACUUUUCUAUUAAUUGUGCAAUGAAUAGCCUCUUUUCUAAUUUGCCACUCCUCCUGCCCUGCUUCCUGGAACGACACUGUUGUGGGUGGAAUGUGCUCACCGUCACACUUAAUACAGCAAUAAGAGUGUGCUAGCGUUUACACACCUGUCCACUUCUGCUCCAAUAUGCUCUUCGGUUUUUCGAGUUAAUGUCAAACUUUGGGUUGAUGUGGGUAGGAUAGUAUGAAACUGCUUUGAGAGGAAUUGGACCAAUUAUGCUGCCCAAGGUCAGUCUGGAAAUGUAUAGGCUGCUCCUCGGAGACGGCCUUGAUUCACCCUUGAUCUCAUGGUUCUCCUGCUUAGAAAUAGUGUGCCUUGGCCAAAUCAGUAUCCCAUAUGGGCGUGUUCGCAGGUGGUAGCUGUGAUUUUUCCAGAUGACCGGAUCGUUUUUCUGAAAGUGAGCAUAUUUUUAGUCAUGUUGAUUAGCUUCUUUCUACAUCACAUCAUUACUCUUUCUGAUGGUGAUUCUGGGGUUAGUGAUGGAACCAUCUCAGAAUAAUUACAAAUUCUUGGUGGGUUUAUAAUGUCUUCUAAGUAGUGUAAUCUAAAAAUAAUUUGAGUCAGAUGCUAACAAGAUACUGCAGGAAUAACUGCUGUUUUUCUGACAACUGAUUGUGAAACCUUAAAACCUGCAUACCUCUUCUUAUAGUGAUGAGUAUGCAAAUCUGGAGAUAUUCUAUUUUUUUUUAUAUAGGUAGAUAGGAUUGCCAUUUAUUUCCUAUGUAGAUAUACUGACAUUCAUCCAUAUGGAAAUAUGCAGGUCAUUAGCUUUUUAUAAUUUGACUAUUUAGAUUCUUUUGACUUAAUAAUGGGGCAUAAAUAAAACUUUCAUAGAACACACGAGGUGGAUAUUUGAUACACAGAACAUUUAAGAUUUGGGGUGGGCAUUCUGUGGGUUAGAUGUGGAGCCCACAUAUUUAAUAUUCACUAUUUUAAAUGACCAAUGCUAGCAUGAGGGGAAUGCAGUGCCAGUACUUGGCCUAUUUUUAAACUCGUGUAAUAAGCCUAGUCAAUACAGUUCAGUAUGUUUGCUUUUUAAAAUAAGUAACCACAAUUAAGUUCUAGCCCUUGCACUUCAAGAGAUCUAGUCUCCACUUUCAGUUGUUAGGUCAGUUCUGUUUACUAUGAUGGAUGUUAAAAAACUAUGAGCCUGAAGAAUUCUCAACCCAAUUUAGUCUUGCCUCCCUCUUGAUUAGUUUAAUUCCAGAUGAUUCCAUCCACAGUAGCUUGAGGGGAUGAGGAAUUUGCCUUAAUAAAUUACUUUGUUGUUCACUCAACUCUUAGACUGUGAGUUGUCAGCCCCGCGCCCUGCCCCCCCAGACUGUAAGCUCCUCAGGGGGCAAGAACCACGUUCUCCAUGUCACGUACAUUUUCUGAGGUGCUUGGCAGCGCUCUGUACCCUGUGGAGUACUCAGUACCUUUUGUUUGAUGUUGCUGACAAGACCUAAAAAUAAUCCCUUAAAAAACCUACCAUUAAAAUGUAGCAAAACUGA